AGGGAGCAAGGUCGUCACUCGGUCCUCCUCUCGCUUUCUAUCUUCCUCUCCUCUGGAGUGUUUCUGCUUUCAAAAUUCAAUCACCGGCGCUCCCGUCCUUCUCAGGCACGCAGACGCAUGCGUACACGUUUUGAAGCGCACUUCAGACUCACACUGACAUUGACAUUCAUUCAUAUCCGUGGUUUUUGCGGGAACGUCAGGUAAGUGCACUCUGCUUGUCCUUCUCGGCGCAAUCACAGCAUGGGUUUAGUGUUCACCAGAUUGUUUUCUUCCCUCUUCGGUAACAAGGAAGCUAGAAUCCUUGUUCUUGGCCUCGACAAUGCAGGAAAAACCACAAUUCUCUAUCGGCUUCAAAUGGGCGAAGUUGUCUCCACCAUACCAACAAUUGGGUUUAACGUUGAAACAGUGCAAUAUAACAACAUUAAGUUUCAAGUUUGGGAUUUAGGUGGGCAAACAAGUAUCAGGCCAUAUUGGAGGUGCUACUUUCCAAAUACUCAAGCAAUAAUCUAUGUUGUUGAUUCAAGUGACACUGACAGACUGGUGAUAGCUAAAGAAGAAUUUCAUGCAGUUCUUGAGGAGGAAGAACUAAAAGGUGCAGUUGUUCUCAUUUUUGCCAACAAACAGGACCUUCCCGGUGCCCUUGAUGCUGCUGCAGUGACUGAGGCUUUAGAAUUACACAAGAUCAAAAACCGCCAAUGGUCUAUUUUUAAAGCUUCUGCCAUAAAAGGUGAAGGGCUUUUUGAGGGCCUGGAUUGGUUGAGUAAUGCGCUCAAAUCUGGAGGUGGCUAAGCUUCAAAGAGUCUGAUGAACUUGGACUCGAGAAUUAACGGAAAGGUUGACAUAUGCACUCGGUAUGACUUUCACAUGAGCGAUCGAUUUCUUGACACUACGAUGGUCAUUCAUUACUCGUAUACAUGUAUUUUAUCAUCUUCCCUAUUUUAUCUACUUGUGGUGAAGCCGUGAAGGUUUGGACAUUGAUCAGUGGUUUAUUUUUGGGCCUCUUAACAUAAAUUCUUUUCUGACAUGCGUAAUCGACAUUUGUGGAACCGUUACUUAUGCGCUGUUCUGCACCGUAUCCCUACUGGAGAACCAAAAUUCAUUUCAUCUUUACUUUUCUUCAUUAAAUUUCAUAUGGUGUUUGCCAUAUGCCCAGGUAAUCCAUACGAAACUGUACAAUGUUUGGAAAGAUGUUUUUUGUUUAUGGGAUA
This is a messenger RNA of Neltuma alba, 1208 nucleotides long. Its product is annotated as ADP-ribosylation factor 1-like. The record is from RefSeq and is a predicted model, not a curated record. Gene Ontology annotation, molecular function: GTP binding; GTPase activity. The coding region runs from base 241 to 789 and encodes 182 amino acids. The transcript is spliced from 9 exons. Lineage: Eukaryota; Viridiplantae; Streptophyta; Magnoliopsida; Fabales; Fabaceae.